Messenger RNA from Pieris macdunnoughi, 753 nucleotides. The record is from the annotation of a GenBank genome assembly. NCBI's taxonomy places the organism in Eukaryota, Metazoa, Arthropoda, Insecta, Lepidoptera, Pieridae.
AUGUUUUUAAUUAUUAUUUUGUCAUCAUUGUUACUUCGAGUACAAGGAGACUCUAGAUUGGUUGGUGGUAGCAAAGUCCCGCCUGGCAACGGCCUCUUUCAUGCUUCCUUACAAAAUGUCACUGGGCACCAUGUUUGUGGUGGUGCUAUUAUUACCCACAAACACGCAGUUACUGCAGCGCAUUGCGUUCUUGGUGCCGAUCCGAAGUACAUUAAGCUAGUUGUGGGAACAACGAAUCUAGAUGUAGGUGGCUCAGCGAAUGAAGUGAAGUCCAUUCACAUACAUCCUGACUAUAACACUACCGCAAGAAUUCACGAUAUAGCAGUUAUUGAAGUAAAACAAUUGCUUGAUUUAAAUGACGCUCACAUGAUACGUAUGGAUAAAAAACCUCUAAGAGAAGGUGAUAUUGUGGUGUUAACUGGAUUUGGAGCUAAAAAAAAAAAUGGAGACUCCAGUCGAAUAAUGAACUAUUUGGAGGCGCCAGUUUUCAAUCAAGACACUUGCAAAUACGCCAUGCGGUAUUCGAAAAGAAACGUUGUUGAUACCAUGUUUUGCACCUUUACAUCUAUCGGUGAAGGGACUUGUCAUGGUGACUCCGGUGGACCAUUAAUAAGAAAUAACAAAUUAGUGGGGCUGGUAUCUUGGGGCAUACCCUGCGCGAUAGGAUAUCCGGAUGUUCAUACCCGGAUUGAUGUUUAUAUUGAUUGGAUUAAUGAUGUUAUAGACAAAACUAUCCCAAAAUGUAUAUGUUAG